AUGACGAUACUUCUAAGGGGCAAAACACACUUAAUCUCCCGUAUCAAAUCUCUCACCCCUUUACAGAGAUUCAAUCAUAAUUUAACUGAAGAGGGAAUAGAAGCUCAAGCCUGCCCUGAAGUGGGUUAUGAUUUCCUCGCUCAACAGAGUUAUGUUGUUGAUAAAUCAAAAUGGAGAAAACUAAAUGCUAGGUAUUAUGGUCUAACUCAUUCAAUGAUUCCUGCUGCUCCAUGGACUGUUUUGAAACUUUUGCGUGCUGAAGCUGAAGAAAGCUCUAUAGCACUGGCUAUGCCAAGGAAGAGAUUAUUAACUGCAUCCAGUGUUGUGCUUACCUCUUGCUUUCUUGUGGGAACGAAUUUAGUUGCUGCAAUUGUGCCUCAUUUAAACAUAAGAGAAUUCAUGUCUUCUAUCAUGUUGAUCUUGCUUCCUAUGAUUGUCUUACUUCCUUUAUGCACAUAUGGUUUGAUUUCCUUGUCAUAUGCAGGAUUUGAAUCGUACUUAGUGGGGGGAUGCGUGAGAGAUUUGCUUUUGAAUAGAGUACCUAAAGAUUUUGAUGUGAUCACCACAGCUAACCUUAAGCAGAUAAAGAAGAAGUUUCAUCGUUCUCAGAUUGUUGGACGGCGAUUUCCUAUAUGCAUAGUGUAUAUCAAAGGUUCAGCAAUUGAGGUAUCCAGUUUUGAGACCGCUGCAAAACAGUCUCAGGAGAAAGAGAAGUUUCUUUUAUCUCAAAUGCCAAGGAGCUGUGAUGAAAAAGACUGCCGCCGCUGGAGAAAUAGUAUGCAUCGGGACUUCACAAUUAACAG
Molecule: messenger RNA, 803 nt
Organism: Dovyalis caffra
Lineage: Eukaryota; Viridiplantae; Streptophyta; Magnoliopsida; Malpighiales; Salicaceae
Source: the annotation of a GenBank genome assembly